AAUGCUGCAGAGCGGAGACAGACGGCCGUUUUCUGCUUCAGUUAGAGUUAAAAGACAAACCGUAGCUGCAAUUUAUUUCCGUAAAAAGUCUAACAGAGUGUUCAGAUAAGGGUUAGUGGUCUCACAGGUGUGUUUACUCUCACUGAAAAGGUGUGGUUUCCAGUUCCGGACUGUGUGAGUAGUUUUUCCUCCGCCCUUGUGUUUGUUCCUGUGGUCUGAAGAAGAUAAACGGCUCUGAUAAGAUGGCGGACUGUGUCAGUAAAGUGGAGCUGAGCAUCUCCUGCUCGAACCUGCUGGACAAAGAUGUUGGAUCAAAGUCGGACCCUCUGUGUGUGCUGAAGCAGAAAACCGGAAAUACCACUUGGACUGAGCUGUGUCGCACUGAGCAUUUGGUGAACACGUCCAGUCCGUCCUUCAGUCAGCGUCUCAGAGUGGAUUAUCACUUUGAGACGGUGCAGGAUCUGAUGCUGAGCAUCUACGACAUCGACAACGCCAGCAAAGACCUCGGCGACGAUGACUUCCUGGGAGCUGUGGUGCUAACACUGGGACAGAUCGUCUCCAGUAAAACUAUAACCAGACCUCUGGAGCUGAAGAAAGGCAAACCUGCGGGCAAAGGAACCAUCACUAUCACAGCAGAGGAGAUAAAGGACAACAGAGCCAUUGAGUUGGAGUUUGAGGCUAAAAAUCUGGACAAGAAGGAUACAUUUGGGAAGUCUGAUCCGUUCCUGGAGUUUUCUAAAAAAGGAGAUGAUGGGAAGUGGCAUCUGGUCCACAGGACAGAGGUGGUGAAGAACAGUCUGAAUCCCAGCUGGAAGAAGUUCAGCGUUCCUCUGCAGACGUUCUGCAGCAGUGAUCUCGAAAGGCCGCUAAAGGUGGAUUGCUCUGACCACGACAGUGACGGAUCUCAUGAUCUGAUUGGUUCUUUCACCACUAAAGUGUCGGAGCUGCAGAAAUCUGGAGCGGUGCAGUUUGAGUGCAUUCAUCCUGAGAAACAGAAGAAAAAGAAGAGCUACAAAAACUCUGGAGUCGUCUCUUUGAAGAGCUACAAGCUGUUGACUCAGUACAGCUUCCUGGAUUAUGUGAUGGGCGGCUGCCAGAUCAACUUCACCGUGGGGAUCGACUUCACCGGCUCUAAUGGUGACCCUCGCACACCCAACUCUCUCCACUACAUGAGCCCAGACGGGCUGAACCAGUACCUGUCUGCUCUGUGGUCUGUGGGUAUGGUGGUCCAGGACUAUGACACUGAUAAACUCUUCCCAGCGUUCGGUUUUGGAGCCAAACUGCCUCCAGACUAUAAGACUGUAAACCACGAGUUCGCCCUCAACUUCAACCCCACCAGCCCCUACUGCCAAGGUAUUCAGGGGAUCAUUGAGGCCUACAGGAUGGUUUUGCCAAAGCUGGGAUUCUCUGGACCCACAAACUUCUCUCCCAUCAUCAACCACGUCGCCUCCAUCGCCUCCCAAGCUGCGCAGACCAACAGCGCCUCUCAAUACUUUGUCCUCCUCAUCCUCACGGACGGUGAAAUCACAGAUUUUGACCAAACUCGUGACGCCAUUGUCCGGGCGUCACGGCUGCCGAUGUCGAUCAUCAUCGUCGGGGUCGGGCCGGCGGACUUCAAGGCCAUGGAGCUCCUGGAUGGAGACGACGGCAAGCUGAGGUCCACAGUGGGAGAGGCCAUCGCCAGAGACAUUGUCCAGUUUGUCCCGUUCAGACAGUUCAAAGAUGCUCCACCGGCGUCUCUGGCUCAGUCUGUCCUCGCUGAGGUUCCCACUCAGCUGGUGUCCUAUUUUAAAAUGAGAGGCUUAGAGCCGCCUAAACCACCGGCGAAGGCCGCCGCCACAUCCUAAAUGCUGCACCCACAGAGCCGCUACACCACCCUGCACUCCCCAAACGCACCCUUAAAGCUGAGCAGCCCAAAUUCAUUCCAGGAUCAGACCACCUAAAAAAUACCACCACUCUGUAGGGACCAACCUGAUGUGUUGCCAAAAUCUCAGCCAAUCACAAUUCAGCAUUCAGCUGUCAGCCAAUCAGGAUGCCAAGGGCAACCCAACCCAUUUUUUAUAAUUAGUUUUCUUACACUUUAUUUUCUAAUUUUUCUCUUCGAUAAAUGUAAUGACAGUGCUGUAGUCCAGAUUAUAGAUUGUAGACUCCUGCUGCUGCUUCCACACUAACUAUGCAAACCACAUGUGUUUACUCACAUGUGUUUAACAAUCACAGAGCCACACACACACACACACAUGCACACGCAGCCAUUUCUUGUUCCACAUAAUCCAUAGCUCUCUGUGUGUGGCUCUGAUUAGCUUUAUUGAUCAGGUAUCUUAGCACUUUCCUCAUGCACUAAAUGCUGGAAUAUUCUAUCAUGAAUGAUAUUAUAUACACUUUAUCAUAGCUUUACUACUACGGCCUUACUAUAAACUUUAUUGUAGCCUUAUUAUAAACUUUACUGUAGUCAGCCUUACUGUAGUCUUUAGUGCUGCUUCCGCCUGAACGUUUCCAGACUGUUCUGUCACGACUCUCAGCGGUUUGUUGUUGAGAUCUCCCUUAAAACAAAGAACUUGAUCACCUGUCAGUAUUACACGCAGCUCAGGCAGCACAUUGUGUUAUCACCAGUUAAUCUUUCAUCCCAAAUAAAUCAGCAGCAUGACUGUAGAUACACACGACCUGAAGGUUCAUCUGGCAGCGUUGACGUGUUUGUGUGUGCGCAGCUUGUUUUCACACAUGCUGGUCUCACGUACAAAUAGUCGUGAAAAUUUCCACUUACAUGGUCAUGAAUAUUACAAGCCGGCGUCGUUCAUGUGUGUCGCAAACACAGUAAACACAACCCCAUUUGAUUGUAGCGACAUAUACCUACAAGGGCGUUCACAUGUUUUUCGGUCAAAGAGUAAAACAUAAAGAUAAACUUCAAACGUCUUGCAGACCCUCACUUCACUGCGGAUGCGCUGAAUAUAAUCUGUGCGUUCGGCAUCAGUCGAUCUCCCUGCAGAAGAAGCAAUAAAAUACUAAACAGUAGAUUAAAAAGAUUUUUUUUUAAAAAAAGAACUGUUAAGAAACCUAAACUACAAAGUGGAGUUAAGUGUACAGAGAGCAAUGUAACUUAAAGUGCCUUAUUGAUUAACGUGAAACUCGGCAGACUUGAAUGUUUAAUGGGAGCCAACAUGGCCGCCUCUGCAGCACAGUGACAUCACUGCAGACGGUCACAAUGCUGCGACGCCGCGUUCAGAUCAUACAGAAUAUAGUGUCGGCAUCAAAAUGGGACAUUUUUUUCAUUUGUAAGUAAAUAAAAUAAAAGAAAUCAAACACUGCACCUUCCAACUGAUACUAAACUAAAUUCUGAUUUGACCAUGAACUCGAUUUUAACUGUUAAUAAAAGUGUGUUCAGACUGGUGCGAUGUAGAUUUUAGAGGAUUUUAGAGGCGUGAGCUGGUCUACAGCUUUAUGAAUUAACUUCAUAGACGUACUAAAAUCAAGACAAAGUAGAGACAUAAGGGAAAUUUAGCAAAUUUAAAAUUAGUUUCACAUUCAGUCUGAACUCACUUUAGACUCAUGAUUAAGAUCGCUGGAGGUUGUCGUGUCCAGCGAUGUGAGCGUUUGGAGUCGAAAGCGUGUUAAUCUCAUCCCACAUGACUGGAGCUUCACACUGAGAGUCUGCCUCAACAGCCGCUCUUUUUGUUUUUUUUGUUUGUUUUUUACCAAAGACUGUCUGUCCUCUGUACUCUGAAAUCACACUUAUUGUCAAAAUGUAUCAAACUUGUGUUUACAGCAGCAAAGCCACGUUACAUGGCUUAUUAAAGAGUUAAUGCCAGCGCUUUAUCUGCAGCCACUUUAAAUCACUUUAAAAAACUAAAAAAAAAAACUUUAAAUACCACUUUUGCUGUGCAUUUUGAAUAUGUUUUUCAGGGUCCAUUUUAUAAAAAUGAAAUAUUUGUACUGCAUAUUCUGUGUAGCGCUCCUAAGAGGUUUGUUUUUGGCAAAGAGAUUUUUUCUUCAUGUUUGGGAACAAAACUAUAAUUGCUGAAAGCCUGUGGGUAAAGAAAGUGAGGGAAGAUUAUUUUGUCGUCCGUAUCAGUCGAGUAUUUUUAGUUGAAUCAGUGUUUUAUGUUUACAGCAGUUUGUCCUCUGUCCGCUGCUUCAGGCUGUGUUCAUGUGUUUUUGGAAAUUUGGUGUUUAGGAAGUUUUAAGCAUCUUCUGCUGGUCUUUAAACUCGCAAACAUCUGAGUAUUCAGGAAGUUUUUGUCUUGACAAAAAGUUAAAAUGAGUGUCUCAUGCAUAAGACAGGAAAGUUUCUGAGUUUUCCAAAGAUACUGACUUUGUGAAAUCUUGAUUCAUCCAGAGUUUAGGAGAAAAACAUCGUUGUUUAUUAUAUCUGCUGUUUCAGCAGUUGAUAUGAAAAAAGAAAAUAUAUAAAAGUUUGAAAAAAAUCAUUUUCGACUCAUUUUGCCGGUUAGAAACCAGGAUUAAUUUGCAAAUUUGUUGUGUCAAAAUUCUUUGUAGAAAACAUUUUCAGCAUUUAACACAAGGGCUGCAGAAAGUGCAAAAAAAUUAUAAAAUCAUAAUCUGAUCAUUUUGACAGAUUUUAGUUGGCAUUUCAUUUUCACUGAAAAAAUAAAUAAAAAUGAAGAUGAUGUGGAUUUUGCAGGACUCUUUACCAAACAAUCAUGUUUUCUGACAUCUGGAAUUUGAUUUUUCAGCAGGUAAAUCUCUGCAGCACCUUAAUGUGUCAUAUAUAAUGCUACACUAUGACACAUUUUACCUUUAUUAAAGAAUUGUAGCUGCUGAGAUUUGGAUAUUUCGCUCGGCCAUAUUGUGAUUUUAAUGAUGUUUUGGUUAAACUUGAAGUCCUUUAACACCAUCAACAUCUCUGCUUUUUAGAGAAGUGUUAAUAUGCAGACCUGCAGAGUUUUGUCAAACCAUAAAACCAUAAACCACUUAUUGAAUCCCAAAACAUUUAUUACUUAUCAUCUGGAAAAAUGACAGCCUUUAACAACCAAAUUCUGGCUGAGUGCAAACCUUCCUGUUGACGAUAGAAACAAAAGACAAAAAUCAAAUUAAGUGGACCACGAUGAGUUCACGUUGUUUUCUAUUUGCUGUUUAAUCUCUCUUUAUUUUUUGUAUGCUAAACUACAGCAAAUUCUGUAGAUUGAAGUUUGUCCCUCUCAGGCUGCCUUUUUCUUCGUUGCCAAAAACCUUGUUUAAUGUCCAUUUUCGUGAAGGGAAUUUUUUUUUUUUUUUCAUAAAAAGUUUCUGAUGGUAGAAACUUCAUCUAAAAAACCUGCAGUUGCCAUUUUAAACAGACUGUUAUUAAAGAAAAGUGAAUAUUAUCAAAAUAACCAUUACAGAAAUCUGAUCUGAGUUCAGACCAACAUGCUGUAUUUUCACUGUAACGUUGGCGUUAUGGUCACAUGGUGCUGUGAUGUCAUCGAGUACAUUUCUAAAAACUGUAAUCUGUAAACCAUCAGCAGUUUGAGAAAAACAUACCAAGAGAUAAUGCAAUUUGUCUUUAUACUAAACUACACCUCCCAUGAUGCUUUGCUCCACAGUGUUUCCCACUGUAAUCAUACUGUUUGAUCCACAACAUCCUGUGACCACCAGCUCCACCGCUCACUUAUUAACUGCUACUAACCAGUAUAACUAACCGGUAUAACCAGUAACAUCAUGUCUGUAUGAACGCAGCCGCCAGAAUACAAUAAUAAAAACAAACUCUGGGAAAGAAAAAA
Molecule: messenger RNA, 5714 nt
Organism: Plectropomus leopardus (leopard coralgrouper)
Lineage: Eukaryota; Metazoa; Chordata; Actinopteri; Perciformes; Serranidae
Gene: cpne1
Product: copine I
Biological process (GO): positive regulation of tumor necrosis factor-mediated signaling pathway; cellular response to calcium ion; regulation of canonical NF-kappaB signal transduction
Cellular component (GO): plasma membrane
Molecular function (GO): calcium-dependent phospholipid binding
Source: RefSeq, a predicted model, not a curated record